UUAGAUUAGAAUUUUUUAGUGAGUUGCUGAAAACUUAAAAGUGUUGCUUCCCAGAGUUUAGGAAAAAGUACAUCAAGGAAGAAGUGCAGAUACAAUACCAAACAAUGUCUGAAGUGAAAGCGAAACUGCUGACGCAAGUCGCUGAACCGAUGACCUCUUCUGGUAACAAGGUCACUGUCGUCGGUAUCGGCCAGGUCGGAAUGGCUUGCGCCUUCAGCAUCUUGACCCAGAACGUCUCUAGCGAAGUUGCUCUUGUCGAUGUGAACGCCGACAAGUUACAAGGAGAGAUGUUGGAUUUGCAACACGGUUCAGCAUUCAUGAAAAACGCCCAAAUCAGUGCAGGAACUGAUUUCACCGUUACGGCGGGAUCCCGGCUGAUUGUUAUUACGGCCGGUGUGCGCCAGAAGGAAGGUGAGAGUCGUUUGGACCUGGUUCAACGAAAUACCGACAUCUUGAAGGGGAUCAUUCCGAAAUUGAUUGCCCAAAGUCCCGAUUGCACUCUGCUAGUCGUUUCUAAUCCGGUCGACAUUCUCACCUACGUUGCUUGGAAGCUAAGCGGUUUACCGAAGAAUCGUGUUAUAGGAUCCGGAACAAACUUAGACUCGUCUCGUUUCCGUUUCUUGAUGUCGCAAAAGCUUGGUGUGGCACCUACUUCUUGUCACGGCUGGAUCAUCGGUGAACACGGUGAUAGCAGUGUGCCAGUUUGGUCUGGAGUUAAUGUUGCCGGUGUCAGAUUGGCCGAAAUCAAUCCGACCAUCGGAACCGAUGCUGAUUCGGAGAAAUGGGGAGAUUUGCAUCACCAGGUCGUUAACAGUGCCUAUGAGGUCAUUCGUUUGAAAGGGUAUACAUCUUGGGCUAUCGGAUUGAGCGUGGCAUCGCUAACUUCAGCCAUUUUACGCAACACCUACAAUGUUCACGCCGUUUCGACAUUGGUUUCGGGUGAACACGGCAUAACUGACGACGUCUACCUUUCCCUACCUUGCGUCUUAGGACGUAAUGGUGUUAGCCAUAUUGUUAAGCAGAUCCUAACGCCAGAAGAAACGAAGAAAUUACAAAAUUCUGCAUCGCUUAUGGCCAAGGUUCAGGCUGGAAUUAAAUUUUAAGCAUCACACGUAAUCUGUCUGUGUGUCUAUGUUAUUUAUUACUUAAUAUAAUGUUUUUUUAACAAUAGGUAUAAUUCUCUCAUGGCUUAGCGGUCAAAACUCUUGAACUAAACACAUCCAGUAUAUUGGAAGGCCUUAUGUAUUUUUAUGCAUCUUUUGGUUCUAUGCAUCAAGCGCAUGGAUCAGCGUUCUUUCACAUUACGAAGCACAGUUGUUAUAAUUCGAAUAAACAGAAAAACCAAAUGGCUUACAGCCAUUAAAUUUUACAGCAAACCAAUAUCGAACCAAUCCAAUUUCGAAGCAAAAUUUCCGAUAAGAAUUACUAUACAAAAUUUUAAUUACUGUAGAAAGACUUUGACAAAGUAACAAAAUAACAGAAAAUAUAAAUCAAUCAAAUACGCACCGAAUUACCUCUAUUCCACACAGUGUUCCAACGAUUUAUUAAUUGCGAUGCAGAAAAAUUUAGAGCGAACUAACAGCCCAUAUUCACUAAUCUACAUCUAUCCAAAGAAAAGAGCAACUGUAAUAAAUACCCACAGUAUAACUGUACCGAAUCAUAAAAAAACAU
Molecule: messenger RNA, 1671 nt
Organism: Anopheles cruzii
Lineage: Eukaryota; Metazoa; Arthropoda; Insecta; Diptera; Culicidae
Product: L-lactate dehydrogenase
Exons: 4
Coding region: 105-1103 (332 amino acids)
Biological process (GO): carboxylic acid metabolic process
Cellular component (GO): cytoplasm
Molecular function (GO): L-lactate dehydrogenase (NAD+) activity
Source: RefSeq, a predicted model, not a curated record